AUGGGUGAAGAAAUAGGAAUAAAUGGCGAGUUACUUAGUAUGUCGAUUCUUGUUAUAGCCGCGUACUUAAUAGGUUGGGUGUGGUUGAAAGUGACUACCCUACCAGCACUUAUUGGUAUGCUCCUCACGGGAAUACUAUUCCAAAACUUAAAACUGAUAGAAAUGACUGAUAAAUAUCGCCAAUUGAACCAAGAUCUAAGAAAAGUAGCCCUAGUCAUAAUAUUAACAAGAGCUGGGUUGGGCUUGAACGCUGAUGUACUUAAAAAACACUAUCUAGGUGUGCUGCAAAUUGGAUUGCUGCCGUGGCUAGUAGAAUGCAUAGCAAUUAGUGUUACGACGCACUAUUUACUUAACCUACCGUGGAUAUGGGCAUUUCUAUUGGGUUCAAUGAUCGCGUCUGUUUCACCAGCGGUAGUAGUGCCAUGUCUGUUUAGACUACGCGAGGUUGGUUACGGCGUCUCUAAAGGAAUUCCAACACUUCUUUUGGCGGCAGCGGCCAUUGAUGAUUCAGUCAGUGUGGCCAUCUUCGCUAUAAUUCUUAACGCUAUGUUUUCAACCGGCUCAGUCACAUAUAGCAUAAUAAAGGGUCCAUUGUCUAUUAUCAUUGGUGUAGUUCUUGGGUCUUUGUGGGGGGCUCUAUCAGCAUUCAUCCCUGAAAGAGGGGACCUGUAUGUUGUCCCAUUGAGAUUUCUGUCGCUAUUUUUGGGCGGUCUAUUUGCACUUUUCAUAUCGAAUCUAAUUGGAUGGAGCGGCGCAGGUCCUUUGGCCAUAGUGUCCUCAGGAUUUGUCGCCGCCUAUUUCUGGGAGAAGCAAGGCUGGCCAGUCAAUAAUAAUCCAGUUAGCAAUAUUUUCAGGAUACUAUGGAUAUUCUUUGAACCUAUACUUUUCGCUUUCACUGGAGCUCAAGUGACGAUCAGUGCUUUGGACCCUCAAGUCAUAGGAAUGGCUACAGUUUGUCUUAUAUCAUGUUUAUUGAUAAGAUUGGUCGCUACAUUUUUUAUGACUUUUGGUUGCGGUCUCAACAGCAAGGAAAAACUUUUUAUCGGCCUCACUUGGAUGGCGAAGGCGACGGUACAGGCAGCACUAGGUCCUGCUGCAUUAGACUUGGUAAAUAAUGGUAAAACAGCUGGACAGACCCCAGCUGAAGAAGAGACACAUGCGAAGAUAAUAUUAGCUGUUAGCGUUCUAAGCGUCGUAAUUUCCGCUCCUUUAGGCGCUAUAUUAAUUGCAAUUACAGGACCCCGGCUUUUAAGUCGUGAUCCUCCAAUCCAACAAGAAGUACAAGACAAUACAAAGUUAUAA
Messenger RNA from Danaus chrysippus (African queen), 1302 nucleotides. The record is from the annotation of a GenBank genome assembly. NCBI's taxonomy places the organism in Eukaryota, Metazoa, Arthropoda, Insecta, Lepidoptera, Nymphalidae.